AUUUAACCAACAUGCGCAAUAAUUAUAAGGAACUGUACAAAAAGAGCGUAGACCUGGGCGAGCAGCAAAAGCUGCGCCAACAGCAGCUGCUAUAUGAACAAAAGCAGCGACGCCAACAGCAGCAAGAUGUGCACCGGCCCAUGCCAGACUCUGACGAAGGCGACGAUGAGGAAGCGCCGGAGAAUCCGGAAGGGCAAAGUAAUACGCAGCGGAAACAGGGCAGGCAGCGCAAUCGCGCCAGCAGCAGCAGCAACAGCCGCAAGACUCCACAUUUGCGACUGCAGCAGUCGGAGUGGCUGCGUCAUCGUCCCGAGAACUUAUGCGAUUGGCUGUUGUUGCCCUGCCCGGUGGGCAAGCGCUGCCUGGUCAUCGCCAGCAAUGGACGCACCAAGGUGUACAACAAGGCGGGUCGCAUGACCAUGCAGCUGCGCACGCUGCUGCCGGGCGAUGGUUACGUGCAGAAGUUUAAAACCGUGCUCGACUGCGUGUAUGUGCCGCAACUGGAAACUUUCUAUGUAUUGGAUGCGCUCUCGUUUGGCCAGCAGCAGCUGCUCGACUGCGAUGCCAAUUUUCGAUUCUUUUGGCUGCGCUCACGGUUCGAUGAACGUGGCGAGCUGAGCCAGUGCAGCAAACGCAACGAGAAACCGUUCAAGCUGCUGGAAUACUACGACUUUGAGGAUGCGAACGCUGUGGAGCAAGCGCUGCAACGCUAUCCGCAGUGGGAGGACAACAAGCCGGAGCUGGACGGUCUGCUCUUCUAUCACAAGGAGGCGAGCUACACGUGCGGCACCACGCCGCUCGUCUGCUGGCUGUUUGCCUAUAUGCUGCCCGAUGUGCUCAACCUGCCGGUGCACAGCGGCUACGAGGCGCCGGAGGAUUAUCUGCCUAGUGCUGCGCUGGACUUCAUGGAUGAUUUUGACAAGAAACUGUUGGAGCAGCGACAACAGCACAAGAAAGCGGGUAAAGCAGCCACCGAGGAGCCAGCCAAAGAGCCAGCUGCUGCUGCUGCUGGCUCUGCUGCCAUGGAGCAGGAGCCGGACGAUGAGCUUGAGGAAUUUGCUGAGCUGCGCAGCUUGUUGGAUCGCGAGCGACGUCUGGAGCUGGGCGAACUGGAUAUGGAUUGCAGCCCGGCAUCAUCAGCUGUCGGCGGCAGCUGUUGAGCCUCGUCCGCCUUUCGCU
This is a messenger RNA of Drosophila novamexicana, 1179 nucleotides long. RefSeq names its product snurportin-1 (gene Snup). Gene Ontology annotation, cellular component: cytoplasm; nucleus. The transcript has a single exon. Bases 12 to 1160 code for a protein of 382 amino acids. Lineage: Eukaryota; Metazoa; Arthropoda; Insecta; Diptera; Drosophilidae. Gene Ontology annotation, biological process: snRNA import into nucleus. The record is from RefSeq and is a predicted model, not a curated record.